Phlebotomus papatasi is the source of this 3669-nucleotide messenger RNA. RefSeq lists its product as uncharacterized. Gene Ontology annotation, cellular component: plasma membrane. Lineage: Eukaryota; Metazoa; Arthropoda; Insecta; Diptera; Psychodidae. The coding region runs from base 371 to 3349 and encodes 992 amino acids. Gene Ontology annotation, molecular function: copper ion binding; oxidoreductase activity. The record is from RefSeq and is a predicted model, not a curated record. The transcript is spliced from 8 exons. Gene Ontology annotation, biological process: iron ion transport.
UCAGUUUUCGGGAAGACAACGACGCGGCAGCAUGGUAUCGGAAGCACAUUCAGUUCGAUUUGCAGAGUCAUAGGAAUGAUAAAAUUAGUGCUUUUGCAUAUAAGAUAAAAAAAAUUUACGCAAAUUAUGUUGUGAGAAAAAAAAACAAUUAGUCAGUAUUUAGCACGCAUAUAAAUAAUUUUUGCCUCUCGUUUAGCGGUGAUAGUUGUAUAAAUUGUUAUUAGAUUUGUGACCAACGACUAAGGAGCGGCUUUUUGUAUGAUUUUCUGGAAGUUCCCGAAUCAUUGAAAAAUCAGAAGUGUGAUAAAAAAAAGCCUGUGGUGUUGUAAAUUCCUGGUGAGAAAAUCAUUGUGCCAAAAGGUGUUGCGAAAUGUGGCGAUCAAUUGCAAUACCCUGGAUACUGUUUCACUUAAUUCAAGUGGUCACAUCAGAUUGUGACUAUUCAAGGUGCGUUGAUCUGCAUGUGGACUACUAUCAUCAACCAAUUGUUGAUGCUGGACUUGUGGAAUGCUGCGCUAGUCUCAAGGAUCUCUGCGAUAAGACGCGGUGUCCCUUGAAGCCUGUAGCUUGCAAGGAGGAGUUUUACGAGGUGGUGAUGACGAAGGGCACGUGUUGCGAUGAAUGGAAAUGUGCACCACCGAAGGACAAGUGCAUCGUGCGAAUCGACGGAAGAGCCGUGUUGAAAAAUCUUGGAGAUACCUGGGAUUCAGAUGAUCCCUGUUCAAAGCACAUCUGUGACUAUGGACCCGAUGGCAAAGCCCAAGAGAAGACCUUCAAGGAAUAUUGCUAUCAUACAUGCAACAAUGAAUAUCAACUUAAGGUAAUACCAGGCCAAUGCUGUGGUCAGUGUGUGCAGACAAAGUGCAAAUUCAAUGACACCCUCUAUAAUGUGGGCGAAACGUGGAAGAGUGAAGAUCGCUGUAUACUUUACGAAUGUGCAAAAAAGGAUGACACAGUAAUUGUCGCUUCGUACGGAAAACAGUGUCCUAAAUUGCCCAAAUGCGACAAAAAAGAUAUUUACAUUAAAGAUUGCUGCCAGUUUUGCAAUCCUGGCCGUGGUAAAGGAUACCCUGGUAACAAGCAUUCAGAAACUGACGAUGAAGACUACAACUCUUACGAUCAGCAUCCUUGCAAGAGAGAAUGUAUUGAAGGAGCCCCGCCUAAAGUCUGCAAAUAUAAAUUCAUUGUUGAAUGGUAUGAAACGAUGAGUAAGGCUUGUUACGACUGUCCUAAUAAUGCUACCGACUGCCUAAGGCCACACUGCAUUACCGGUGAUGGAUCCCGGAGGAGUGUAUUAGUGGUGAAUAGAAAGAUGCCUGGUCCUACAAUUGAUGUCUGCUUGGGAGAUAAAAUUAUUGUAGAUGUGCAAAAUAGUCUUCUAGGCGAGACUACCACAAUUCACUGGCAUGGAUUGCAUCAGAGACAAACACCCUAUAUGGAUGGUGUCCCGCUGAUCUCACAAUGUCCCAUCUCUCAAGAACAAACUUUCAGAUACAAAUUCUAUGCUGACAAUGCAGGUACACAUUUCUGGCACUCUCACACUGGAGUACAACGUGGUGAUGGAGCUCUUGGACCAUUGAUUGUAAGAUUACCUGCUACACUUGACAUUCACCACAAGUUGUACGAUUUUGAUAAGCCCGACCACCUCAUAGUACUUCAAGACUGGACUUCAAUUACGGGUGUUUCUAUGUACAAUGCGCAUUACCACUCAACUGGAGACAAUAAGCCCAAGAAUAUACUGAUAAAUGGUCGUGGGAGGUACUUCAAGGCUGUGACGAUGGAUGAAACAGAAGAGGAUGACAGUCAAAUGGAUAUGGAUGCUUCUUCUUCAAUGUUCGAACCAACUUCGAUCCCCAUUCCCACAACAACUGGUGUUCCCAUUGAGACUGAUACCACAACAUUCACUACAAAUUUCCCAGAAAUCACUACAGUUAUCACAAGUCCAAGUAUAGGAGGAACUCGUGAUCCCAAGACUGAUUUUGAGCUGGUUCAUGAUAACAUUGAUCCAGCGAUGAAAAGUCUGUUUACAGCUCAAGAGAGGCAUACAGUUGUGCGAAAUAAGAGAUCACCACCAGAAGAAUAUGCGACAUUCCUCAACGAAACUCGGCAUAUCCCUCUUCAAGUGUACUACGUGAACAAGGACAAUAAAUACAGAUUCCGGCUAAUCAACGCUGAAUUUCUAAAUUGUCCAAUGGAAGUCUCAGUAGACAAUCACACGAUGCUUGUAAUAGCUUCGGAUGGAUCUGAGAUAGAGCCUAUAGAAGUGGAUACUGUGGUAACCUAUGCCGGUGAGAGAUUUGACUUUGUACUGCACACCAACAAGAAAAUUGGGAAUUACUGGAUUCGAGUUAAGGGUCUAAUGGACUGCGAUGAUAGAUUCACUUCAGCUCAUCAAGUGGCCAUUCUUCGGUACUAUGGAGCCAAGGAGGAAGAACCAUCAGAUGUUCCGUCUUACGAUUAUGUGCGUCCAGGACGACAAUUAAAUGCCCUGAAUCGUGGCAUGGAGGAUCGCAAUACAAUUUCAAUUGCCGAAGUGACAUCUGCUCUUGCAGAUCCUGAUACAGGAGUCCUACAGAAGGAGGCUGACUUCAAGUUCUAUAUUUACUAUGACUUCUACGCCAAGAACAAUACAAACUUCCACUAUCCUGGUCUCUAUGGUUACAAUGAAGUCGAGAAUAGCCAGCAUAGACGUUAUACACCCCAACUCAAUCAUAUCUCAAUGCAAUUGCCCACAUUCCCACUUCUCUCUGCUCGUCACAUGAUAGACGACAGCAAUUUCUGCAACUCCAGUACACUUGCAAAUCAGGGUAUCAACUGCAAGACGGAAUUCUGCCAGUGUACACAUGUGCUCCAGGUGCCCCUCAAUGCCAUUGUGGAAAUGGUGCUCAUUGAUGAAGGCUUUGCAUUUGAUGCAAAUCAUCCCUUUCACUUGCACGGUAGCGGCUUCCACGUCAUCGGAAUGGAGAGACUAGCUGGGAAUAUCUCAGCUGAUAUUGUUCAGUCGUUAGAUCGAGCAGGAAAACUCUACAGGAGACUCAAGGGAGCACCUAUUAAAGAUACCGUCACAAUUCCCGACGGUGGAUACACAAUCAUUCGAUUCAAAGCUGACAAUCCCGGAUACUGGCUGUUCCACUGUCACAUAGAAUUCCACGCAGAGGUCGGAAUGUCCUUGGUAUUGAAGGUUGGUGAGCAUAGUGAGAUGCUGCCUAUUCCAGAUCACUUUCCCACCUGUGGUGACUACACACCGAGAAUUCAAGAGGAGUCAAGUGACUUAUCAGCUGGUCAUCAGAUUGCAGCCAGUAUCAUCCUGGCAUUUACUGCCAUGGUCUUCCUUAGAAUUGUUCUCUGAGGAAUUUAAUAUUGCCCUAUAAUCCUUGCAGUUAGAUUUUCCUCCUGGAAAGAACCAUCAAUCUUCAUUAUCCAUCCUCUGCUAAAUGUGAUAUUUAUAUACUUCCGUUAGUUUCUUCUUCUUUCAAAUCAAAGUAUUUUUUUUUAAAUAAUUUACUUGUGAUAGAAGUAAAUGUAUUAUAUUUUCCUUAUAUUAUAUUAUAUUAAUUAAUGAUAAGCCCAGGUAUAUUUUAUUUGGAAUUGUGAAGAUUAUUAGAAUAUAAUUUUAGAUAUUUAUGAUGAUUGUGUGAAGACAGGAUAAAUAAAUUUUAUAUUUAUAAA